Molecule: messenger RNA, 1264 nt
Organism: Odobenus rosmarus divergens (Pacific walrus)
Lineage: Eukaryota; Metazoa; Chordata; Mammalia; Carnivora; Odobenidae
Gene: FAM78A
Product: family with sequence similarity 78, member A
Exons: 2
Coding region: 359-1210 (283 amino acids)
Source: RefSeq, a predicted model, not a curated record
CUUACACAUUUAUGUGUCUGCCGGCCUUCGCCUUCUUCGCCCUAGGACUUCAGAAGCGUCUCUGAGCUGCGUUCCCCGCGUGGGAGGCACGGAAGGGCUGGAUGUCUGAACAACAUGAUUAUCCAUUAACCUCCAAACUUUCCUUUUUUUAACCCAAAGAAUAUCGGUGAUUUUUGUCCACUGCUAGCAGAAGAAGAGAGAACCCGGGGCUCUUGAAAUGCAGCAAAAUCCUUAUUUAUAAACAGGCCCAAGAUAGUGAUAUGCAAACCCCCUGUACUCAGUGAAUUUUCUAUCCUAUGGAUAUCGGUCUUGAGAUUUGAGAUUGUCUGCACUGGGUCCGGCAGCCUCCAUCCUUUCAAUGCCCAGUCUCCUCUGGGACUGCUGGCCUUCCCUGGAGAUCAGAGCGGUCCUGUGUGCCAUGGGCUGUAUUCAGAGCAUCGGGGGCAAAGCCAGAGUCUUCCGGGAAGGUAUCACGGUGAUUGAUGUGAAAGCCUCUAUCGACCCCAUCCCCACCAGCAUCGAUGAGUCCUCCAGCGUGGUGCUCCGCUACCGGACACCCCACUUCCGUGCCUCGGCCCAGGUGGUCAUGCCACCCAUCCCCAAGAAAGAGACCUGGAUUGUCGGCUGGAUUCAGGCGUGCAGCCAUAUGGAGUUCUACAACCAGUACGGGGAGCAGGGCAUGUCCAGCUGGGAGCUCCCGGACCUCCAGGAGGGCAAGAUCGAGGCCAUCAGUGACUCAGACGGGGUGAACUACCCCUGGUAUGGCAACACCACAGAGACGUGCACUAUUGUGGGUCCCACCAAGAGAGACUCCAAGUUCAUCAUCAGCAUGAACGACAACUUCUAUCCCAGCGUCACGUGGGCCGUACCCGUCAGUGAGAGCAACGUGGCCAAGCUGACCAACAUCUACCGGGACCAGAGCUUCACCACGUGGCUGGUGGCCACCAACACCUCGACCAAUGACAUGAUCAUUUUGCAGACGCUGCACUGGCGGAUGCAGCUCAGCAUCGAGGUGAACCCCAACCGGCCCCUGGGCCAGCGCGCCAGGCUGCGGGAGCCCAUCGCCCAGGACCAGCCCAAAAUCCUGAGCAAGAAUGAGCCGAUACCGCCCAGCGCCCUGGUCAAGCCCAAUGCCAACGACGCUCAGGUCCUCAUGUGGCGGCCCAAGUACGGGCAGCCGCUGGUGGUGAUCCCACCCAAGCACCGGUAACAGCCAGGGUGCCCUGCUAGGCUAGACUCAAAUAAUAACACUGCUCCAACAACA